Molecule: messenger RNA, 1428 nt
Organism: Bursaphelenchus okinawaensis
Lineage: Eukaryota; Metazoa; Nematoda; Chromadorea; Rhabditida; Aphelenchoididae
Source: the annotation of a GenBank genome assembly
AUGGGUUGCAUUAACAGUACAGAUCAACAUGCUAAAGCAAGGUCUAGAGCCAUUGAUGAGCAAGUAAGUGUUUUAUUCCUUAAACUUUAUAUAUGGACUUAUGACUUGUAACAUGUUGAAUAUUAGUGUAUAUACUGUUUGCUAAUUUUUUAUUUGAUAAAAAGCUUUUAAUAUGGAAGUAUACUUUUUUUCAUUUGUUAGCUGCGUGCUGAUCACGAAAAAGCGCAACGCGAGGUUAAACUUCUUUUGCUUGGUGCUGGAGAGUCGGGAAAAUCAACCAUAGUAAAACAGAUGAAAAUUAUUCAUGAAACGGGGUACUCGGACGAAGAAAGAAAAGCAUAUCGCCCAGUUGUUUACUCUAACACGAUUCAAUCUUUAAUGGCGAUUCUGAGAGCUAUGACACCGUUAAAAAUUCAGUUUGGACAAGUUCAACGUUCGGAUGAUUGUAGACAAUUCUUCUUAUAUGCGCAAUCAAUGGACGAAGGAGAACUACCUCCAGAAAUGGCAACAAUUAUGAAGCGGUUGUGGGCUGAUGAAGGCGUUCAGUAUUGUUUAGCUAGAAGCAGAGAGUUUCAAUUAAAUGACUCCGCUGCCUAUUAUUUGAAUUCAUUAGACCGAAUUUCACAAUCAGGUUAUAUACCCACCCAAGAUGAUGUGUUACGUACAAGAGUCAAGACUACAGGAAUAGUGGAAACACAUUUUACUUACAAAGACUUGCAUUUCAAGUAAGUGUUUAUUAAUGUUUAAAUAUAUAUUUGUCGUAUAUUGUACUAUCUUCAAUAAAUGGCUUCAGUAAAAUUGUUUAAUAUUUAGUAUAUUCAUAAUUAAAUUUUAAUUAUAGGAUGUUUGACGUAGGUGGUCAGCGCUCUGAGCGCAAAAAAUGGAUUCACUGUUUUGAAGGUGUCACUGCAACAAUAUUUUGUGUAGCUCUAUCUGAGUAUGACAUGGUUUUAGCAGAGGAUGAUGAAAUGGUACGUUGUUAUUUGUUUAAUUUUCAUAUUUUGGUUUUUAGAAUCGAAUGAUUGAAUCGAUGAAGUUGUUUGACAGUAUAUGCAACAAUAAGUGGUUUACAGAAACGUCUAUUAUUUUAUUUUUGAAUAAAAAGGAUUUGUUCGAGGAGAAGAUUAAAAAAUCACCGUUAACAUUAUGUUACCCUGAAUAUCAAGGUGAGGUAUUUUUUAAAAGUUCUUAAUUUAGUAUUUUUUACAAUUUUUUAAAUAUAAUAUUAUUUAAGGUUCUAACACAUAUGAGGAAGCUGCAGCUUACAUUCAACAGCAAUUUGAAUCUUUAAAUAAAAGGAAGGAUGGCCAGAAGGAAAUCUAUGCUCAUUUCACUUGUGCCACGGACACUAACAAUAUUCGAUUUGUUUUUGAUGCUGUUACUGACAUUAUUAUAAAAGAGAAUUUAAGACAGUGUGGACUGUUUUAG